Messenger RNA from Cornus florida, 1301 nucleotides. RefSeq lists its product as uncharacterized. The transcript has a single exon. The record is from RefSeq and is a predicted model, not a curated record. Lineage: Eukaryota; Viridiplantae; Streptophyta; Magnoliopsida; Cornales; Cornaceae. Bases 189 to 755 code for a protein of 188 amino acids.
AUGCUUUGUCAAGUCCAUGGCAUCAACACAUGAUCCUCUUAUAGGCCCACCAGCCUUCAAUCUCGCCGAGACUUGAAACAUCUUCUUCAUCCCAUUACAUCUAUCUAUAUCUAUAUAUAUUUUAGAAUCUAUAUCAGAGAGAGAGAUUUCGUUGUUAUAGUUGUUUCCUUAAUUGUUUUUUAGCAAGAAUGGCUAUUGAUGAUUCCUUUAAGAAAGAAGGAACUGUACCAUUCAAGUGGGAGAUCCGACCCGGUGUGCCCAAGAUCCAACAACAGCAGGGGCAGCGGAGUAGUCACGACCGCUUGUUUCAACUACAACAAUGGCAAUCAAGCGAUCAUAGCCGUUCAUUUCCUAGUACAUCUCAAAAGCUUAAGCCUCCGCCUUCCGGGUUGUACUUCCAAGCUCCACCAGAGCGCCAUGCCAGGUCCUCCCGCUCAAUCCCACAAAACCGGGCCGAGCGCCACCGUUUCGAUAGACCCAUUCUUGCCCAACCGGAAUGUGUUUCGCCCGGGUGUUUCCCAACACCAUUGAGAAGGAAAGACAACAAUAAGAAGGGAAUCCGCAGGCCCAAACCCGAGUUUGAGUCCGAACCCGACUACACUUCGGACCUUGACACCCUAUCCCGGUGGUCCGGAUCAACUCGGAGGUUCAUCUCUCCGUUUCGUGACUCACCCUCUUCGGCCUCGUUCUCGUCCUACCGGUCAUCGCCACGACCCGUUAGUGAUGUUGAAUGGGCCGGGUUCGGACUCUUUUAGAAACGAGAGAUGUCAUUUUUGUUUCUUUAUCGGAAAAAAUCUCCUACUAUGCAUGCAGAAGACUCAAAGCAGUUACUCGUUUUUACUUUAUGAAAAGAAGAAAUAACAAUAAGCCAUGGGCUUGAUGAUAUAAAAAAAUAUAUGUAUAUUAUGCUACAAUCAAUUUUCUUGUUUUACGGUAACUUGAGAAUUCUCUCAGACCACGGUCUUCUAGUUAUUGAUCUCUACUACUCUUUUAGAAACACCAAUGAUAGUAGCUUUUAGCUACAAACUCCAAAUAAUUAAAAUUUAAAUAUGUUGAGUGUAAAAGCACGUUGUGAGGUUUAUUAAUUGUAAAGUGUGAGUAGUAGUUGGUUUAGAUUCACUUAUUGUGGCGAUAGAUGUAGGUUGGUGUGAAGUGAACGGAUAUAAAUAGGUACGAAAUAAACUAUCAGACUGGAUGAAUUACAAAUUACAUAAAAAAUGAAAGAUGAUGUACCUAUAUAUAUUAGUAAUAUCUCCGAACAGACGUUAUGUUGGGACUCGAUUAUUACGGUCUCUUUCUUA